AUGGCGUUUCUCCAAGGACCUUCCCUGAAACAGGCAGAGAUAAUUAAACAAGAAUUAGGGGAGUCUCCAGGAGACAUAGAUCGAGGAGUGCGGGACCUGCGCAGCAUGCUUGCAGCCUCACCGUGCUUGCCACAACCUGAGAACAUAAGUCUCCGAGUGCUUGAGCUCUUCGUUCGCGGUUGUCGCAUGGACCUGGACCGAGCUCGCACCAAAUUAGAAGCCUACUGUUUGGCCCGUGCACGUUGCCGAGACCUUUUCGAGCAUCUUUCUCUCAGUGUACCACCUCUCAGCAAUGUCUGCAAGUUCAUGGAUAUUGUAGUCCUGCCAAAGCUGACAGACGAAGGCUACCGAGUGACAAUCUUCAGAAUAAAGGCAGAGUACCCGGAGGGGACAACUGACAUAGCCAACACAGCGCGUGCCGUGCUUCUCUUGAGUGAUGCCAGAAUGCACGAUGAACAUCUCAUAGCCGGAGACGUGUUCGUAUAUGAGGUCUCCCAAGUGCGUGGUUCUAUUGUGGCUCACGUGGCAGCGGCAAUCAACACGGUUCGUCGAGCUAUCCAUCUAGCGCAAGCGGCCUACCCUCAGAGAUUAAAGAGGAUCCACGUGGUCGGUUCACCGCCGUUCCUGGCCUCAUCUCUGGCUCUCACGCGUAACUGUGUCAAUGAGAAAAUUAGAAGACGGUACUACCUACACCCGAAAUUGGAUGAGUUAAAGGAUCAUAUUCCUGCCCGAGUGUUGCCAAGAGAAUGGGGAGGCGAAGAAGAAUCCAUAGAGCUACUCGGGAAAAAAUGGCGACGCCGUGUCGACGAGAUCAGCCCGUAUUUGCGCAUACUAAACGAAGCAUGUAAUAUCGCACCUACACCCCUCAAUGAUGUCGAUAUUUAUGGCACUGUAGGCGCUUUCAGAAAACUUGAUAUCGAUUAA
Molecule: messenger RNA, 924 nt
Organism: Arctia plantaginis
Lineage: Eukaryota; Metazoa; Arthropoda; Insecta; Lepidoptera; Erebidae
Source: the annotation of a GenBank genome assembly